This is a messenger RNA of Acaulospora colombiana, 595 nucleotides long. NCBI's taxonomy places the organism in Eukaryota, Fungi, Glomeromycota, Glomeromycetes, Diversisporales, Acaulosporaceae. The record is from the annotation of a GenBank genome assembly.
UGAUUUAUCUAACUCCGUAGUGGACCAACAAAAUAAUGCCGACACCAAGACAAUGGAAGGGAUACCAAAAGUAUCAGAUAAGGAAAUAGAUGAUUUUAUUCCUGAAGAAUCGAUGCCCAAGAUGACAACUGUCACUUUAUCUCAGCCUCGUCAAAGAUAUCCAAAAUCAUUAGAAGAAAAGGAGAUUGAUUUUUUCCUAAAUUCGGAAAACAAGAAAAUGUUUAGUAAUCUGAUGAGAGAAAGAAAUAGAGAAAAAAAACUUGGAAUUCAAGAGCCUCAAGUAAUAUCCCCAACAUCUUCUGAAGAGGAAAGCUCAACGUUUGAAGCAUCAAACGUUCACAACUCACUCAGGAUAGAAAAAGAAAAACAGAAUAAAACAAGUAUGGAACAUUCAGCAAACAUUGUUUCUGACAUUAGUAAUCCUCGAUCACUAUACGAUGAUAUAAAAAACAGCUCAUUUGAUAUUCAAAUACCCGAAUUCCCCCUUGAGAUGAUUUUAAUGGGAUCUAAUAAAAUUACGACACAAAAUAUAACUGGUUUAACUGAUUUAUUUAAUGUAGCAAUAAAGGUCGGGCAAAAGGAGAAUCUAUGCUAG